CAAACAUGCUCAAGCGACCGUCGACAGCGAGCGACUCGCUAGCAUGUAUGCAGCUAGCCCUACGGACUGCGCACCAAACCGUGCAUGCAAUGUCAUUCGAAGUAGAGUACACGUUGAGAUCGGAAGCAGCCAAAAAAUGCACAUACUACCGACAUUAUCGCAGGCUGUCCGGACUUGACAGCGCUUCCCGUUGCUAAUCGGCAGACGGGAGCACGCACUGCGCUUCCGCAUAUUUGCGAACGCGCGAUACUUGGAAGGGGAUUGUACGUCGCAGGCGCGUAAAUCAAGUAUCUGUCCUAUAAUACCCUUCCUCUCCAACCUGUGCUACCCCUCGUUGCUUUUCCUCUCCCGUGUCGCGUCGGUAUGGAAGCAUCUCUGAGCGACACGCGCUUCUACAAUGAACUCGUCGACAUGGUUAUCGACCACCUCCACGACGACAAGGCGAGCCUCAUCGCCUGCUCCCUGGUAUCCCGCACGUGGCGCAAUUCUGGUCAAUACCACCUCCUAGAGAGCGUCAUCUUGCUGGGAGUUACGUCGGAGAAGGGUCUCGAGGCGUUUUUAGCCCAGACCCAGCGGUCGCCGCGUAUACGCCACUACGUACGAGAGCUUCGCGUCCAUGGAGAAGGCUCGUGGUUCGGCAAGUACAACGCCACCGAGCUGCGCGAGCUUUGCCUCGGACCCAGGAACCUGCAAUCCCUCGCACAGAUGCCGGCGCUCCGCCGCCUGUUCCUCUAUGAUCUGCUUUGGGACUCACAUCGUGACGGACCCGAGAGUCUGUCGCUGAUCCGUGAGGCCGGAGUGUGCCGGGAGCUGGAGAAGCUUGUGCUCCAGCGCGUCACCUCAUCGCGGUUCCAGGACCCCGGGCAGAUUCACCACGGCAUUUACGCGCAGGACAUCCUCGACAUCCUCUCCUUCUUUUCCGAGAUCAAGGUGCUCUGCUUCGACACCCCACGCUUCGAGAUCGACGGUUGCGACGCACCGCUGCCCCAUGUCGAAGACAGCUUCCUCCAGCUGCAGUUUCCCCCGAGACUUCGCAUCGGCAGCAUCGUCGCUGACCCCGACGCCCUGGACAACGUCCGCUCGUCCAUGGCGUACAACAUGUUGGACCGCGUCUGCAGGUUGAAUGGCCUGCAUUCGUUCAGGGCGCGAAUCAAGCCCGGAGACAUCGAGGCUGUGUCCCACUUCGUCUCUAUGAGAGCGCAUUCCAUCCUUCACUACCAGCUAGACAUGUCUGCGUACCUUGCGCUAGCUCGCCUCGGCGCAAAGGAGACAUUCACGUCCCUCUAUCUGUCCUCGUGUCCCAACCUCGAGACCUUCGAGCUCCGCACGCCCUGCUACCCGCCCGACCGCCUCUGGCAGUACAUCCUCGUCGCGCUCUCCAAGCUGCCCGACACGGUGCGGCGCAUCUACGUCUGCGUCUACCUGACCUCGACGCUCCCGGAUAGCUUUGCGGACGCCUGCGCGGGGCUCGUCGACGCAGACCUCGCAUACAUGGAGCGUUUCCCGCGCCUCGAGGCCCUCGAAUUCGUACUCCAGCACCCGUCCAGCUCGGAUGCGGCGUACCCCUACCGCUUCGAGAAGUGCAAGCGCAUGAUCGAGGAGAUGGUGCCCGCCCCGCUGAAGCGCGGCGUCCUCAAGAUCGAGCCGUGCGAGUGCUUCUUGGUCCCGACGCCCGAGCCGCUGUGCUUGAGCG
Messenger RNA from Phanerochaete carnosa HHB-10118-sp, 1693 nucleotides. RefSeq lists its product as uncharacterized. NCBI's taxonomy places the organism in Eukaryota, Fungi, Basidiomycota, Agaricomycetes, Polyporales, Phanerochaetaceae. The annotation marks the transcript as partial. The transcript is spliced from 2 exons. The record is from RefSeq and is a predicted model, not a curated record.